Messenger RNA from Rotaria sordida, 2256 nucleotides. NCBI's taxonomy places the organism in Eukaryota, Metazoa, Rotifera, Eurotatoria, Philodinida, Philodinidae. The record is from the annotation of a GenBank genome assembly.
AUGGUAAAACUUAACAAAAAGGAAUUGACACUUACUCAAACACCCGCAGUAUCAAUAUCAUCAUCAAUGAAUCGAAUCAAAACUGUUACUGAUCAUGAAUAUUAUGAACCGUAUCCGACACUCAAAGAUUGGUUUAAGAAAAAAAUCAAUAAUCUCAAUCAAACAAUUAAGAAUUAUUUUCUAUCCUAUCUGCCAUUUCUUAAUUGGAUCUAUCGAUACAAUUUAGUGUGGUUUUGGAGUGAUCUUAUAGCUGGUUUAACAGUCGGUGCUAUUGUUAUUCCACAAGGUAUGGCCUAUGCUGGAUUAGCUAAACUGGCACCACAAUUCGGCUUGUAUAGUUCAUUUGUUGGCGUAAUGAUUUAUUGGUUUUUUGCCACUAGCAAGGAUGUUAGUAUUGGACCUGUGGCAGUCGUAUCAGCAUUGACGGGUAACGUAGUCGACGCUGUACGUAGAGGUUAUCCAACAUAUGAAUCACAUACAAUUGCCUCAGCUUUAUCUCUUAUUUCUGGCUGUAUUAUUUUUUCUCUCGGAAUGUUUCGUCUUGGUUUUAUAGUCGAUUUCAUUCCUCUACCAGCCUUAGCAGCAUUUAUGACUGGAUCCGCAUUGAAAAUUGCCAUGGGACAAAUACCAGUAAUGAUGGGUAACAAUAAAUAUUUGAAUACACGUGAAUCGAUCUAUUUAGUUUUUGGUCAAUUUUGGAAACAAAUUAAACAUUGUGAUUUAAAUGCUGUACUCGGUUUAACAUCACUCGUUAUGCUUUAUUCAAUUCGUUUUAUUUGCGCCCACGCUAGUAGACGUUUUCCGACGCGAGAAAAAGUCUUCUUCUUUAUCAGUACACUUCGUGUUGUAUUUGUAAUUAUUCUCUUUCUUUUCAUUUCGUGGUUGAUCAAUCGUCAUCAUCCUGAUCAUCCGCGUACGUCUAUACUCGGUAAAGUUCCACGUGGCUUUCAAAAUUUGGGUGUACCAUAUAUCGAUGGAACAUUAUUGGGUGCUCUUGCAUCCUAUCUACCUUCAACAGUUAUUGUUCUUCUCAUUGAACACAUUGCUAUAGCUAAAUCAUUCGGUCGAAUUAAUAAUUAUAAUAUUGAUUCCAAUCAAGAAUUGAUUGCUAUUGGUGUAACAAAUAUUUUCGGACCUUUUUUUGGUGCUUAUCCUGCAACAGGUGCGUUUUCGCGUACAGCCAUUAAGUCCAAAGCAGGUGUACGAACACCUUUGGCUGGCUUGUUUAGUGGCUUGCUGAUUAUUCUGGGUAUUUAUACUUUAACAUCAAUUUUCUAUUGGAUUUCACAAGCUUGUCUAGCUGCUGUCAUCAUUCAUGGUGUUGGUGAUCUGAUUGUUGGACCGCAGACUUUGAAACGUUUUUGGCGAGCUAAUCCAGUUGAAUUUUUUAUUUUUUGGAUCGGAGUUAUUGUUACAAUAUUUUCUAACAUUGAAACUGGUCUCUAUAUUACGACUAUUUCUUCAGGUUGUCUACUACUGUUUCGUAUUGCAAAGGCUCGUGGUGAAUUUGUUGGUCGAGUUCCAGUUCAACAAGUCAAAUUAACAUCUGAUGGUUAUACUCAUGUAACAACUCGAAAUAUUUAUGUGCCACUCAAUCAUUCGGAUGGUUCGAAUCCAACCAUUAUUCCAAUAUUACCCGGUAAUGGCAUAUUUAUCUAUCGAGUAAAUGAAAGUUUUCUAUAUCCAAAUGCUAAUAAUUAUAUGGAACAGUUGGUUGAAAAAAUUUUUCGGGAAACAAAACCAGGCAAAGUCAAACCUUAUGGUUCACUGGGUGAACAACCAUGGAAUUUAAAGACCAGUCGUCAUCCAGAAAAAGAUCUACAAAAAGAUGAUCAACGUCCACAUUUACAUGCCUUAAUUUUAGAUUUUACUGGUGUUGCUCAUUUGGAUAUAACUGGUCUGGAAAGUCUUGUUGAUGUUCGUCGACAAUUAGAUCGUUACGCGGAUAAAACCAUUAAUUGGCAUUUCGUUGGCUUAUCGAAUCCUUGGAUGAAACGUGCCCUCAUUUCGGCUGGAUUCGGAUCAUCUGAUCAUGGUCAUACAGUUUUUUCUGUAGCAAACGUAUAUAUCAAUCUCGAUCAUGGUGAAAACGAUGCAGAUAUUAUUCUUGUUCCUAUUCUUGAUAUCAAUCGACCUCUCUUUCAUGCUGAUCUCGAUGAAGCAUAUGAAGCAGCUAUGGCCACUGUAGCUCAACAAGAAACAUUUUUCGUUUCUCGUGAUGAUACGGCUAGAGGAUUGCAGGUUACGCUAUUUUGA